GCUCCAGGAUCUAAGCUUAGGAGGGAGAUUCCAGUACUGAAAAGGGCAGGGAGUAAGGAGGGGGUGUCUGCCCCUUCCAUGGGCGGAGGCCCCCCUUACCGCAUUCCUUGUCUUCCUUUGGGGUCUCUUGAACACCCACUGCCCUGCGCUGUCGUCCCAGUGCAGGACCUACGGUUAGAGUGGCAGUCCCGAGAGAAAGGAUGCGCGGACAGGUUGCUAUGGCAACCGGGUGGCUGGUCUAGCACAGUGGUGGUAGCAGACGGGAAGAGAUGUGAUUUGAAAACUGCCAGAGAGGUCUGGAAGACCCUGAUGAUUUCAGGACCCUCAUGUGGGCCAGCACUCUUCUAUGAUGUUUGUUUCCUGAAAUCCCUGACAGGCAGGUUCAGAGUUCCCGAGGAACCAGACCCAUUUUUCUAUGACUACGCCACAGUGCAGACCGUGGGCAUGGUCCUGGCUACCGUAAUGUUCCUUCUGGGCGUCAUCAUCAUCGUCAGCAAGAAGGUGAAGUGCAGGAAGGCUGACUCCAGGUCUGAGAG
Molecule: messenger RNA, 536 nt
Organism: Castor canadensis (American beaver)
Lineage: Eukaryota; Metazoa; Chordata; Mammalia; Rodentia; Castoridae
Source: RefSeq, a predicted model, not a curated record